UGCAAACACAUCACACCUGUGCAUCUGAUACAAUACAAAUGUGGUGGUCCAACAAAAUAAAAUGUUUUUACAUACCAUUGAAACUUUGUCAUUGCAUUUGUGUUACAGAAAGUCCCAGCGAUUGAUUAUUUCCUUUAAAAUCAGUUACAAUUGCAAUCCAUAGUUCUAUAUUGUAUUAUAUUUUAAUCAGAAAAAAUUAAUUGUUAUUUUUAAUACGCCAUGUACAUCUCAUUGGGACUUCUAUGGCUAUGUUUUAAAAUAAUUCAAGGAAAAAUAACUCAAUGUCCACUGGGUGGCAUACGUGAUAGAGAUCUAUGCUUAAAGCUAAAAGAAGAUACUGUUUUUCAUAGAUUCUAUUUGAACAAUGAGUAUGAUGUAAACGAUAAAGACUAUGAGAACUUUAAGGAAAAUUUUAAGAACACAGCUGUUGACUCUGAAUUGAAUGUUUUGGAUCCUUUGGACGUAAUGAGACCAUCUAAGGCCCACAGAGAUACUUUUUGUAGACAAGGAGAAAUGAUAAGCAUGGACGAAUAUAAACAAAAAUACACGAAAAUAAUAUUUAGACAACCUUUAGUAGUGGAUUGUAAUCCAAGACUGCAAAAUAAUUUUGAAAAUAUUAAAAAGCUUUGGGAUAAAACUCUUUCAAUAGGAACUGACACAUACAGACUUAAAUUUCAUGACAAAUUAUUAAGCACAUAUCAGCAUAAACAAGAAACCCUAUCACAGGAAGAUUGUAUGGUGUUUAUUGAAUCAUAUUAUAAUGCAGCAAGUAUCUAUUUUUUUUCGAGGAUCUAUAUAACUGCACUAAAUAUAAUAGAAGAUGGUAUAAAGUUUUGUCUUUAUGUUAGUAAUCAGCAGUUCAAAGAUGAUACAAGUAAAGAUAGCAGGAAGGUUUUAAAUUCGUGGUUAUGCCUGUGUGAAUCAUUGAAACAAGACAUAUUAAUAUAUAUUAGCCCUGAGAUGAGACCUGAACAUAUUAGCGAUGUAUCAACAACAGAUUGUACAUCAAUGCAGCCAUUCUGGUACGGUGUAUCAGUAUUAUUUUAUCGGAAAUAUUUUUUAGACAAUGACCUCGAAGAAUGUAAGAAGAAAUCAUUAGAAAUAUUGGCAACUGAAAACUAUAAAUCCAUUGAAGACAAUGAUAUUAUUUAUACCAAAUAUAAUUUAAUGUAUAAUUACUUACUUCUUGCCAGUUUUGGAAAAAACCAGACGACUAAAUUAGAUAAUGUAAUUUAUGCAAUUCGGUCGCCAGUCUUAUCAAUCGAAAAUCUAUCAACAAAGGACGGUAUAAUUAAUGAAAGGAUAUUGCAUGUAAUUGUGACUUCAGCAAUAGAUAUUGCCGAACUUGACCCAAGAAAAUAUACAACACAUAUUAAGACUAUCGAAACUGCAAUUAAGGUUUUGAAAUAUUUCGUCAAAGUUUUAAAUAAGGAAAAAGAAAAAAGCGAAAAUAAUAAAACAGAAAAAGAAAAUAAAUCCGAAUCUGAAGAAAUUGAUACAGAAAAUUAUACUGAGAAAAUGGUGGAUUCAUUAUCCAAUUUAACAUAUUCGAUGCCCGAUAAAAAAGCUAUGAACGUUUUUAUAGCUUAUAAGUGGUUAGCUGAAUUAUAUGGAGUACUUUGUGAUACUUCAAAUCAUUCAAGAAAGUAUCAAGAAAUAUUAAAAGAAUAUAUAGGAUUAGCAGACGAAUUUAGCAAAAAUAUUGGUGGAAAUGAUGACCACUUAAAGUAUCUGAAAAAUAAACAGGACGCCAAAAUUCUAUUAGCCAAUAACAGUUGGGAAGUUAAUUCUUGGCCUGGUGGUUGGAAUUUUAGUAAUUUAAAAACAGAAACGUCGAAAACAUUAGACACAUACAUGAAUGAAAAAAAAUCAAAUAUGUUGAAAGACCUAAAUUCUCUGAGAAAUAAAUCAAACUGUCCAUACAUUAAUAAGAUAGAAAUAAAUAUUCUACUUUAUAGAUUAUAUGUUAUGGAUUCGGAUAAAAAUAAAUAUAAAGAAUUGUACCAAUAUUUAGCUAAAGCUAUUUAUGAAGAAGUCAUUACUAGCGAGGACCGAGCUAGAAAUAUGGAAGCUCAUGAACUAUUAAGUAUGUAUUUAAUGAUACAAAACAGACAUUUAAUUGAAGAGACAAAAACUGAAUCUAUAUACGAAUGGAUAACUCAAUACAUGUUCGGAUAACAAUAAGAAAAUUAAUCAUUAAUAAUUAUAUUUAUUUCAUCACUUUAAUAUUGUUAUCUUCUUUUGAAAUGUACACAUAUUGUAUCAACAUUUAUUUUCAGUUAUAUCUAGAUAUUGUACUAUCAGGUUGCCCCUCUCACACAUACUGUAUAUUGUACCUAAUAUUACCUAUCUAUUGUUUUUAAAACUAUUGUAAUAAAAAAAUAUGUUCACACUAUAUCUAAAUAAAUACACAGAAUAGCUAAUUCCGAUGUGACCAUAUGUGGUGUAGAAUAACGCACUACAGUUCAUAGGUACACGUCAACUCUUAACAACAUUCUACAGAACAGCACAGAUGCUUUACUAGCAAAAAUAAGUUACACCGAGGCACAUAAAAACUUACGGACGUGUCCACUCCCAUAACGUUUCAUUCCACCGAUACUCAUCAAAAGUAGAAGGAACGCAAUGAAUACAAUCUUAAUAUGAAAGGGAUUAAUGAAUCCUAGCCCAUCUCUUUGUGUCUUGGAAUUCUGAAUACACAUUGUCCAUUUAAGCCUAAACUAAAAUGUUUACUAUUUAAACAAAUACUUACUUGACAUUAAUAUUCUAUUCAUUUGGUUAUUCGGACACCGUGUUUGGUCACUGAACUAGUUAUUCUAUAUUAUAAUCUA
Acyrthosiphon pisum (pea aphid) is the source of this 2828-nucleotide messenger RNA. RefSeq lists its product as uncharacterized. The record is from RefSeq and is a predicted model, not a curated record. The coding region runs from base 220 to 2178 and encodes 652 amino acids. The transcript has 19 exons. Lineage: Eukaryota; Metazoa; Arthropoda; Insecta; Hemiptera; Aphididae.